AGAGAAGCUAUCGUAUUUAAAGAAAUGGGUGAGCUGCUUUAUUCAAAAAAUAUUGAACUUGUUCUAACUACUUCGUAUUUUGAUUUCAACGAACUUUUUGAUAUGAAGCCGUUAAAAACAGAAUGCAGGUAUACAAGAGAAAGCAAAGAACAUUUGCUUGUCAAUGAAGUUUCUCAAAUAUGUAUUCAUAAAAUAAAACGUGCAGCGUCUGAAAUGCUACUCAAAACAGUAGCUGCUAAUGAAAGAGUUUUCUUCCACUUUUCUGUUCUCUGGUUAACAUUCAUGAAAUGUCUAUUUAUGAUACUCAAAGAAAAAUUACCUCAAGUGCAUUUGGUAACCAAAGUUCUAUAAAAACUGUUGUCGACAACAACUGUAACGCAGAAAAUAACACUUUAGAGAAAUCCGCUUCUUCGCCGCACUUACCAACAUUAAAAAGUACAAAAAGUAGAGCGUUAUCUGAAGUUUGCGUGGAAUCAAAAAACGUCGAUGUUAGAGCAUCGCUGCCGUUGAUCAACAGUCUGUUGACUUUCAACGCUAAUAAUAUGGUUUAUGAUCAGGAUGUUUAUAAGAAAAAAUGCAUCAAAUCCUCGCAUAGAUUUUUUGUUCAAAAUUUGUCAUCAAACGUUAGUAAAAUAGAGUGCGAUGUUCUUAUAGAAGAUUAUUUAUUAACCACUCAAAGUUGUCUAACCGACUCAAGUUAUUCUUUUUCGAAGAACACCGAAAAAAAUAAAGAUGACAGUAAUUGUAAAACUUCACAAAAGAGAGGCAUAUUUACAAGAGUUUUUAGUUUUAUGAAAAAAAAGUUUUUUAAAUGUUAUAAGUAAUGUAUACAUUUAUGUACUUAGCUUAUGCAAAUAUUAUAAUAUAAACAA
Hydra vulgaris (swiftwater hydra) is the source of this 872-nucleotide messenger RNA. NCBI's taxonomy places the organism in Eukaryota, Metazoa, Cnidaria, Hydrozoa, Anthoathecata, Hydridae. The record is from RefSeq and is a predicted model, not a curated record.